CGGCCCAACUUACUGAAUAAUAAAAAUAUACUUGAUAUCAUUAUGUCAAAGCUGGGAGUGCUGCUGAGGACUCCUCUUCAGGUUCUGAUUUACAAAACAGAGAUUCUGAAGCGUGGGUCGUGAUCAUAAAAUAAAUCCUUCAAGGACAAAAACACUGCAGCACUGUUACGUCAGAUUCUGCAUUUGUUUCCAACAGGAUUCGUGUUUCUGUACAAAAUGUAAUGUGAUGAUUCAGGUAAAACCCCUACAAACGAAGCAAAUGGUGAUAUUUGUGAUUGCACUUCACAGCUGUGUCAUGUCUGCAGGGAGAUGAGCUGUUUUCUCUCUAUCCAUUAGUCCAUCCAUUCAGAAUGAGGCAGGAAACGCCCGCACGUUAAAAAUGGAUCAUUGUCUGUAAUUACAGGCUGGGACAGAGCAGGGUGCCUUUUAUUUAUGCAGGUUAAAUCCGUUUGUAUUAGACUAGUCUGGGAUCUGUUGUUUUCCAUAAGGAGACUCGUAUGGUUCUAUAAAAGGCAAAAUUUCAGAGUGACACUGAUGACGCAGACGCAGUGCCCGCAGUGGUAUAAAUGAGAGAGCUCUGCUCUCUUCCAGAGGACAUGGGGGGCAGCUGAGAGCUGAUCAGAUCCUGAACGGCUCUCGGUGACUGGAAACGCCUCACAGAGCUGAGGGAUGAACACAGCAGUGACGGUGCACUUUCCCGUUGAUGGCAUCCUCGAAGUGUUCAGCUCUUUCACCGAGCAUCAGCAGUCAGCUCUCCAUAGCGCAGCGCUAUUUCCGCAUCAAAAACUCUCAGAUAUCUCCAAAACGGGCAUGGGCGUCAUCAAAACUGUUAAAGAGUGCUGGAGACGGCAGGAGAUGAAAGUGGUGACGCGUAGGUCCUCAAGUUCUGGAAACCAACAGGCAUAUCGACCUCCCCCAGAGCCCCGGAUUCUGGAGUCAGGGGUGACCAAGCCCAGGAACCGGCACAGAAUAGUUGUGCUCGGGGCGCACAAAGUUGGUAAAACCAACCUCAUCAGGCGGUUCUUGGGGGGAGAAUAUGAGGAGCAAUAUGAAACAACUAUCGAGGACUUCUAUAGAAAACUGUUCUACAUAGAAGGAGAGGCGUACCAGAUUGAUCUUCUGGAUGCAGCAAGGGAAAGAGACUUCCCUGCAAAGAGGAGAUUGUCCAUACUGACAGGUGACAUAUUCCUGCUUGUCUUCAGCUUGGAUGACAAAGAAUCCUUGAAUGAGGUCCGUGCGCUUCUAACCGAGAUCAGAGCCACCAAGGCAAAGAUACAAAAGCCAACCCAGCCUCUGAAAGCUCCAGUCGUGGUCUGUGGUAACAAAGCGGACCUGGACGCUCAGCGGGUCGUGAGCGGGUUGGAGGCAGGAGAAGUCCUCGGUGAGGACGUCCCAUUCUUCGAAACCUCCGCAAAAACCGGCACCGGACUGGAGGCUGUGUUCACUGCUCUUGCCACACUGGGCGGACUACCUGACGAGACCAGGCCGUCUCGGCACGAGAUCGUCCCCAUCCUGACCUACCAGUCGCUGUGCGUUGGUGAGCGUGGCAGGGGAAGGAGGAGGCACUCGCGGGGAAUCGGUGCGCCUUGCGCCGCCGUGGACCCUCUUGCGCGCCGCCCGAGCUUCACCAGCGACCUGCGGAUGGUGCUUGGAUCAAGCCCCAAACACAAGAAACCCGAGACGUGUCAGGUUCAAUGAAUCAUGAAACGCCUCAGCAACCAAAUUGUAGUAGUAUGCUACAAUGCUGAUUAAUGUAAGGAGUUAUACUCCGUAGCACCUGACCGGUGCGUUAUUUCAGUUUGUAUAUGACUGUUUCAUCCUUUAAUAAAGCAUAGGCUGCUUCUGAAUCAGUUCAUUUGUUAAUCAAUGAGAUACGAUAAAAAUAGACAAAAGCAGUCGAUUUUUGUUCAGUGGUCAUCAGAAGAGUGGGAGGGUGCGUGACUCGAGCAUCUCCUUAAACCUCUCCAAAUAUAAUUUGCUCACGAUGAAGAGGAUGACAUCAAACAUGAUGUUACAAAGUAACAUCACUGUGUGUGUGGAAAAAAAACCCAAAUAUAUAUAUAUAUAUGAAUAUUUCUCUCUCUCUCAUAUAUAUAUAUUGGGCACUGUCCAAGGUGCUGAUUUCAUCAUAUAUAU
Nothobranchius furzeri (turquoise killifish) is the source of this 2136-nucleotide messenger RNA. RefSeq names its product RASD family member 2a (gene rasd2a). The record is from RefSeq and is a predicted model, not a curated record. Gene Ontology annotation, molecular function: GTPase activity; GTP binding; G-protein beta-subunit binding. NCBI's taxonomy places the organism in Eukaryota, Metazoa, Chordata, Actinopteri, Cyprinodontiformes, Nothobranchiidae. Gene Ontology annotation, biological process: signal transduction.